AUGGUGGAACCGAGGCUUGCGUGUGCUUCGAUCUGCUUGCCGUCGACAACGAAAGUGCCGUGGAAAACGGGAUUUUUCUCCAAAACCUGCUGCGCAGCUAUUUUGAACCGCUCGUUUCCCAGUUUGCGCAGCUCCGGCGAGUCGGAGUCGGCAACCAGACACGCGUGGAGUCCCCAGGAGCCCACGACAAAGAAGUUAAGGGUGGUGGCUGCGAAGGAAGGCCCGUCCGGCAGGACAACUUGCGAGCCGGGCUCAAACACCGCCUGGUACGUGCGCAGAGGAUGUAUUUUGCCCGACGUAAGCGCGGAAACAGCAGAAACGACGUUCGACAGACCAAUUGAGUGUGCAAACGCGUUGCCUGUACCGAGCGGGACGUUGAGAAUGGUCACAUCGACCGAAUCAGCCACGGAGUUGAUGAGCUCCGAGAUGGUGGUGUCUCCAGACAGAACAAUGAGCAGAGUCUUCUCAGAUCCGAGCGAGUGGCCGUACUGUUCAACAGACUUAGCAGAAGUGGUGGCGAUGUACCGGUGCGACAGGUCCCAGGAGGAAAACAGGGGCUGGAGCAGCUGUUUGUAUAGGUCUUUCGACGGAACACGGGUGCCAGACUUGACGGAGUCCAGAACGACGAUCUGGGUGUUUAGAAGAUGGCUUGGCGGUGGAGCGGUGUUUGUGGAUUCCUGUGGGGUCCAGAGAUACUCGGUCUCUGUCUCAGACACCAGGACAGGACCAGUUCCGGUAGUGAUUAUGCGUUCUGCAAACAAAAAGUUGGUCACAAAGAGAAAAAAAUACCCGUUUAUUUUCUUAUUCACCAUGGAGUCCCUAGCCCGCCAAUCUAAGGCCGUUUGCCCCUUCAUGAAACAGAAGUCUGCCUCUGCUCUCAGACAGAUGGCCCAGAACUCGUCGCUUGCCCUCAAGGCGCACGGUUGUCCUGUUAUGGGACCUGCUCUCGAAUCAAAGCGUUCGUACAGUACUCCUUCUAAGCCGCUUCACGCUCAGGCCAGCGACGCCCUGCCAGGUACCGCUGCUUCUGCCGAGCCGGCCAACCCGCUUUUCAUCCACAAGUCUUCGAACGAGUCGGGCUUUGACUACGAGUCGGCUUUUGAAGAGCAGGUGAACGAAAAGAGAAAGGACAAGUCGUACCGGUUCUUCAACAACAUCAACAGACUCGCCAAGGAGUUCCCUAAGGCCCAUUUGGCCAAGGAGGACGACAAGGUGAUGGUCUGGUGUUCCAACGAUUAUUUGGGAAUGGGUAAGAACCAGGAGAUCUUGGAAACCAUGAACACCACCAUGUUGAAAUAUGGUACCGGUGCCGGCGGAACCCGGAACAUUGCUGGUCAUAACAGACAUGCAAUUGCUCUGGAGGCCGAGCUGGCUGCUCUGCACAAAAAGGAGGGUGCCUUGGUGUUCUCGUCGUGUUUUGUUGCCAACGAUGCGAUUCUUUCUCUGUUGGGCCAGAAAUUCAAAGAUCUGGUCAUUUUCUCGGACGCUUUGAACCAUGCGUCGAUGAUUGUGGGAAUCCGCAACUCCAGAGCAAGAAAGCACAUCUUCAAACACAACAAUUUGGAGGAGUUGGAGGCCAUGUUGGCUCAGUACCCUAAAUCCACUCCAAAACUGAUUGCGUUUGAGAGUGUCUACUCCAUGUGUGGUUCUGUUGCUCCUAUUGAGAAGAUCUGUGAUCUGGCCGACAAGUACGGUGCUCUCACUUUCUUGGACGAGGUCCAUGCCGUCGGUAUGUACGGUCCUCAUGGAGCUGGUGUUGCCGAACAUUUGGACUUUGAGGCCCACUUGAAAGCCGGUAUUGCUUCUCCUGACCACACCACCGUGAUGGACCGUAUUGAUAUCAUCACCGGUACUCUGGGUAAGUCUUUUGGAACUGUUGGUGGCUAUGUUGCAGCCUCCGGUAAGAUGGUGGACUGGAUCCGGUCGUUUGCUCCAGGAUUCAUCUUCACCACGACUCUGCCUCCUGCUCUGAUGGCCGGAACCACCGCCUCCAUCAGAAUCGUGAGAAAGAACAUUGAGGACAGAAUUGGCCAGCAGAAGAAUGUCAGAUACGUGAAGCAGCAGUUUGAGAAUCUGGGCAUUCCUGUUAUUCCUAAUCCGUCCCAUAUUGUUCCGUUGCUUGUUGGUAACGCUGCCGAGGCCAAACAGGCUUCGGACAUUCUGUUGGACCAGCACAAGAUCUACGUGCAGGCCAUCAACUUCCCUACUGUUGCUAGAGGCGAGGAGCGGUUGAGAAUCACUCCGUCUCCUCACCACUCAAAGGACAUCUCCGACGUUUUGAUCGAGGCUGUUGACAACGUCUGGAGCAAGAUCGGUUUGAAGAGAGUUCCCGAAUGGGAGCGUUCUGGCGGUCUGUGUGGUGUUGGCUCUCCUGUUCCACGGGAGGACAACUUGUGGACCGACAAGCAGUUGCAACUGACCAACACGGACUUGAACACCAAUGUGAUCGACCCUGUGAUUGAGCAGUUGCACACCUCUUCCGUACUUAAGGUGGCUCUCGAGGUUGGAGAGUCUGAACUCGCACCAGUCGCGGUAGAACUCGUUGUACUUGGCACGAGGCAAGAUCGAUGGCUUGGUGGUGGUGAGCAGAUUGUUGUCGAGCUUUUCUGGGCCGGCAAGACAGUAGCCACCCACAGCGGUGAUUCUGUUGGAGUUGGUGACCGGUUUCGUGGCCACGUGACGCAGAACCAUGCCCUGGAUCAGCGUAGCGUAGCCGAUCUUUGGGUCCGGGACACGGAACACCUUGUUGUCGCCGGUGAUGAUUCCGGUCUCGCCGCCGAUCGCGUUGUCGCCAAUGUCCAGCAUGAUCACCAGAGCAAACGCAGACGAGUCUCCAAACGAGUGGCAUUGGUGGCCAAGUUUGGCAAACGAGCGUACUCCUCAAUCACUUCGGGCAACAUGGCCUCCCAAAGCAACAUGUCCACGGCCUCCUGCGAAAUCAACGGGAACGGGAAAGCGGCGCCAAACUCGCAAACUUUCGGAACACGUGUCCGGUUGAUGUUCAGCUCCUCCAAAGUGCACUGCUUGGUCGUCUUGUAG
This is a messenger RNA of Ogataea philodendri, 3039 nucleotides long. RefSeq lists its product as uncharacterized. The transcript has 5 exons. The coding region runs from base 1 to 3039 and encodes 1012 amino acids. The record is from RefSeq and is a predicted model, not a curated record. Gene Ontology annotation, molecular function: 5-aminolevulinate synthase activity; pyridoxal phosphate binding. Lineage: Eukaryota; Fungi; Ascomycota; Pichiomycetes; Pichiales; Pichiaceae. Gene Ontology annotation, cellular component: mitochondrion. Gene Ontology annotation, biological process: heme biosynthetic process.